AUGGCACCUGAAGAUCAUAGUCACAUCCUUCCACUCGAGUCAUUCGGCCUCAGCGCCGUUCCCCUGACCACUCACAAUAUAGUCUGGUCACCUGACGCCGAGCUGGCCAUUGGGGCCGAUGAUUGCAUCUAUCUUUAUCUUCCCGAGUUUCCCUCCAGUGGGACGACAGCAUAUGGCAGCUUCCGUGCCGACUUUGAGACGCAACGGCAGUACCACGAGAUCACGUUGCGCUUCCCUACCAUUGAACUACGGCCGCCGGAACUGAACCAACCUCUCUUCGACGCGGUCGGUCAGGAUUUCCCGGAUUUUCCUCCUGCUCAUGGUGCGGGUGUCACCGUUGUGGCGAAUAUUGGAAGCUCUUUGAACCAUGUUGUUGCCCUGGAGUGGUCACCAAACGGACUGGGUCGCAUGCAGAGGUCCGUCCUUGGAGUCCUCACUGGCAGCGGUGCCCUAAAUAUCUACUGCGAAGGUAUCACCGACGGCAUUGAGACGACCAAGUUGAAGGGACGAAACGUCAGGGGGAUCAAGUCUUGGGUCGUUGCAUGGGGUGUUGGUGGCAAUUUGUUGUUACCAAGAGCAGAGGGGCAGCGGUCUCAAUUUUCGAGGGAGUAUAUCACGUCCUUUGCCUGGUCUAGAGAGAUCGACGGGCACGGAGCUCUACUCGCUUACGUGAAUGACGAGGGCGAGAUCACAAUUGUUGCUGUUCAAUCAGAGCACAGCGCUGUCGGGAGGGAAGGCGAUCCAGGCAAAUGGCGGGUGGAAGAAGUUGGGAGAUUCAUGGGAGAUGGGCCCCAUGGCAAAGGACAUCCAUCGGAUCCCGACUACACGCCAUGUGGUUCUUCAUUCUCCUUACGUUGGAGCCCAUGGCUUCAUAAGGGGUUCAACCGGAUAUGUAUGCUCUCCUACGUAACCAAGAACUACGUCGGGUUCCGACAGAUUACUAUUGCGGGCAAGUGGAAGCAUAUGGAGACUCCCAGGGUUGAGGUUCAGACAGAUUCUAAUGGAAUAUGUCUGUUCCUCGCUCCGGAUGCCUUUGUUACCUUCGAAGACCUGGUAUGGACCAUUGGGGGGUCCAAGAUGUGCCGAGGGAUAAUCGCAACUCCCGCGAAGGUGCAAUCAUUCCAGGUCGCCCUUGACAAAGCUCCGGACAAGGACACGAUCCGACAUGAAACCGAUGAAUGUGACACCACAUAUCCUCCCCAAGAUGAAAUCGACGGGGCAUCCAACCCUAUUACCGGCCUGAUCAUCCACCCGCCAAAUCUGGCACAAUCGACGCUAAGCCCCUACUUUUCUCUCACACGUCUUUCCGCUACACCCAACAACACCAAUUGGUAUCAAACCAACCUUCCCGUUCCAUCUAAUAUUAAGACACCCAAUCCGAAACCCCGAUGGGCAACCGAAAUCUCAAGACUUACGGAAACCAAACUCCCUAUCCCCUUGGCCCACCGUUCCGCGAAGCCAGAUGGCACUGGUUCUGACGACGGAGCCGACGACAUGGACGACGCCGCGGACGGAAUUGGCGACGGCGGAAUAUUUGUGGACUCGGACGACGAUUUCGAUUACGACUCUGGCGAGGAAUAUGAUAAGAGCGCGUUCCUGGAACAGAUGAAUAAUGCAAAUAACUACGACGACGUCGAGAAGAUCCACACGACUCGUGUUCGAGUCUGGGGCAUGACAGCCAGUCCAGGAGGAGGCGUAACGGCGGUUUUCAUCACGAUUUCAAGCGCCAUCAAACCCGAACGCACCACUUUCGGGGGCUUGCGGUGUCGCGUGCUGUUUGGGCAGAACUUAGCACCCAUCGACGCGAAUCUGGCUGCCGUGAAGAAGCUCAGUACCGAGGCUAGGUUGUGGGAAUGGAUGUAUGGCGGCGGGGCUCCCGUGCCAGGUGCUAGUAGCCCUGAGGCGGGCAGUCAUGCAGGUGGGCAGGUGGUGAGGGGGAAGUUUGAGGAUAUUGCCUCGACGAAGGUGUGCGUCUUUUGCAGGAGUGCGCUGAAGGCGCAGGGGAACUCGUCACGAUGUCCUAAGGGCCAUGUUUUUCAAAACUGCGCAGCUACGGGGAUUCCGAUCACAGAACCUGGUACUUCCACUACCUGUGGUGUGUGCGGACGUAAAUGUCUGAAGCCUGAGUAUUUGCAGAGUGUGGCGAGUGACUUGAUUUCUUUUAUAAAGAAGGAGAUCUCGAGCGAGUUGUGUGGUGGGUGUGGAGGCAAGUUCUUCAACUGA
Messenger RNA from Pseudomassariella vexata, 2223 nucleotides. RefSeq lists its product as uncharacterized. The record is from RefSeq and is a predicted model, not a curated record. Lineage: Eukaryota; Fungi; Ascomycota; Sordariomycetes; Amphisphaeriales; Pseudomassariaceae. The transcript is spliced from 4 exons. Bases 1 to 2223 code for a protein of 740 amino acids.